AAUGGUGAUAGUCUGCUAAUAAAUUAAUAAAUUGAAGUUUGGUUGGCAGAAAGACCCUGUCAGCCACACCCAACACAGGUUCCUAAAGGUGACUGACUACAGGUAGCCUUGGCUUUUUACUUGGGACCCCCCUCCGUGGGAAAUCGUUUGGUCCACGCAAACUGGGUGAACCCAGCUGUCACAUACACCAUUAGUCAGAGGUGGGAAAACAGGCUUCAGUGAAAAUCCUUCCUUGUACUGGUUCUACCUGGACACACAGGAAAUGUCACUUCAACUAAGAGUUGUGGGUGUAGUUGAAGAGUUAAACCUGAUCACCCAUUCAAGAGACAACCAGAGACCAGAGCGGACAGAGAAGAGGGAGACAAAGACAGAGAAGAAGAAGAAGAAGAAGAAGAAGAAGAAGAAGAAGAAGAGGAAGAAGAACAGGAGGAAGGCCAUUUCCAGCAAAAUGAGGGUUCUCGUUCUCCUGCUCGGCCUGGUUCCUCUCUCUCUCGGUUCCAUGUCCCUGCCGCUGGACUGUGCUGACAUCCAUAACCAUGACAGCACCAAGCCCAGUGGGGUGUACUCCAUCUUCCCUGGGGGGCCCGUCUCCCCCCUGCAGGUCUACUGUGACAUGGAGACCGAUGGGGGAGGAUGGACGGUGUUUCAGAAAAGAAUGGAUGGGUCAGUAAACUUCUACAGACCCUGGGAUCACUACAAGAAGGGCUUUGGUGACCUAACUAGUGAAUACUGGCUAGGCCUGGACAACAUCGUGCUGCUGACCAUGAGGAAGAGGAAUGAGCUGAGGGUGGACAUGGAGGACUGGACUGGGGGAAAGGCCUACGCCCACUACGCCUCCAUUUCUGUGGACCCAGAGCAGUUGGGCUACACAUUACACCUGGGUGCUUUCACCACUGGUGAUGCAGGUGAUGCACUGAAGAAUCACAAUGGCAUGAAGUUCACCACCUUCGACAAAGACCAGGACACCUGGGAUAAGAACUGUGCCAGCUCCUUCAUGGGCGGCUUCUGGUACCUGAACUGCCAUGACGCCAACCCCAACGGGCUCUACAUACCGGACUCAGCUUCUCCUCAUGGGCCGGUGUACGUCAGCUGGGACACCUGGAAAGGGAACACAUACUCACUUAAGACUAUUACAAUGAAGAUGAGGUCACUGUCCCAGUGUAGCAAUUAGAUGUCCUAGUGUGUGUGUGUGUGUGUGUGUGUGUGCAGUGUUGUGGUCUAAUAAACCUGAAACAAUUUUCCCAGCACAUGACACAGCUAAAAAUGUUGCCUAACUAAAUCAGUUGCAGAUUGACUUGCAAAUAUGAGCCAACUGCAGCCUGCAAGUGUACAAUGUACCGGAUUGCAUGCACGUAUACAGUACACAUACAAACACACGGACACAUACGCUCAGACACACACAUACACAAAGGUGUGGAUUGAGUAUUACUUAUAUAUCCAUGACAAUUUACAACAUUACAAUCAUCAAACAUUUACAACAUUACAAUCAUCAAAUAUUUAAAAAUAGUUUUCAUA
Alosa sapidissima (American shad) is the source of this 1515-nucleotide messenger RNA. RefSeq names its product microfibril-associated glycoprotein 4-like. The record is from RefSeq and is a predicted model, not a curated record. Gene Ontology annotation, biological process: elastic fiber assembly. NCBI's taxonomy places the organism in Eukaryota, Metazoa, Chordata, Actinopteri, Clupeiformes, Clupeidae. The coding region runs from base 263 to 1171 and encodes 302 amino acids. The transcript has 6 exons.